AUGAGCGUUCUAAAACAGAAAAAGUCAAGUGCUAUGCUAAUUAAACAGGCCAGGCAGAUGAGUAAAGAAGAAUGACAUAUGGGAAAUUUCAGACUUCACGCUGUUGAAGGCCGUGACUACGGUGAAUGCGGACUUGGUCAACAAUUUGGGCAAUCUUCUUCAAAGAUCCACUGCAAUUUCGAUGAAUCCAAAGCAAAAGUAUCCCAGUUUUGAUGUGGAAGUCAUGGAGCAUGAACUGAGGGCCACUGGGGAGAAGAUGGUCUUGCAACUGAAGACACUUAGAGGUAGGAAAAUGGGUGUUUUUCUUGGCAUAGAGCAAAGUAGAGGCUUGAAAAGUGCUUUUUUUGUAAAAAUUGGGGAAAUUUCAUCGAAAAACGGCUUUUUUCUUUACCUUUUCAGCUUAAAAAGUAAAAACAAGAAUUACUGCGACAGUAAAACUUCUGUGCGUUUUGUAGAGUACUUUAUUUUACUUUAUUUCACGGUAAAAAAACGAAAAAUGUUCUUCUGGAGGUAUGGGGAAUUGAACCCCAGCCCUCUCGCAUGCUAAGCGAGCGCUCUACCCCUGAGCUAUACCCCCACACGUCCUUUCGCCUUUCGAUUAUUUCCCCAUUUCUUUGGGAGUUCGGUUUUAUUGCGCAACGAAAAGCUUUCGAUUUUUACUCACAGUCAAAAAAUAAAUAUGUCACCAGAGAUUUCGGAAAACAUGUUUUUUAUUUUUAGAUCGGGUAUCAGAUAGCUAUGAUAAAAUGAUGUUCUACAAGGGUCUUGAGCUCAUUUCCGAAGCCGGGAAUAACGCCAAUGUCUUCUUCCAACUGCAUAAACCAUGGCAAAUGAAGGGACCGGAGCUUCAGACGGUGCUUUACUUGAUUUACGAGACGUCCAGGAUAUGCAAUCUACUCCUCCAACCAAUUGUUCCGUAUUAUGCGGAGAAGAGCUUGAAAAGGUAAAAAUUUUUGAGAUUUUUUGCGAUUUUGAUGUUAUUCUUGAAAAUAAAAUUUUUGAAAACACGAAUUUGUGGUCUAAAAUAACAUAAAUGUUUUAGAUUGGGUAUCAAAGAGCAUGAAAGAAGUCUAGAUACGGCGAUUUUGGGUGGAGGACCGACUAUGACAUUAUAUGGCCGACCAAUGGGACCUGAGGCCAAAGUGAUGGAAAGGAUCAAUUUUAAGGAAGACUAA
Molecule: messenger RNA, 1175 nt
Organism: Bursaphelenchus xylophilus (pine wood nematode)
Lineage: Eukaryota; Metazoa; Nematoda; Chromadorea; Rhabditida; Aphelenchoididae
Source: the annotation of a GenBank genome assembly